Molecule: messenger RNA, 463 nt
Organism: Trachymyrmex cornetzi
Lineage: Eukaryota; Metazoa; Arthropoda; Insecta; Hymenoptera; Formicidae
Gene: Tim10
Product: translocase of inner membrane 10
Exons: 1
Coding region: 91-366 (91 amino acids)
Biological process (GO): protein insertion into mitochondrial inner membrane
Cellular component (GO): mitochondrial inner membrane
Source: RefSeq, a predicted model, not a curated record
GCGCGACGUCAAUACUGUAGAGUAAUUUAUUAAGAAGUAAAAAUUUUUAAGUAAAGAAAGCCCAAUUGUGUAGAGUACUAAGUUGGAAGAAUGGCAGCAUUACCACAGUUGGACGAGGAUAAAAUGAAGCUGGUGCAGGAUUUAGAAAUAGAAAUGAUGUCAGACAUGUAUAAUCGUAUGACAUCUGCAUGCCACAGAAAGUGUAUAGCACCAAAAUAUACCGAGGCUGAACUAGGCAAAGGAGAAUCAAUAUGUCUAGAUCGUUGCAUCGCUAAAUAUUUAGACGUUCACGAACGUAUCGGCAAGAAACUCACACAAAUUUCAAUGCAAGAAGCAAAAAUUGCGGAACAAUCAAAAACAAGUUAAAUCUAUUAUCAUUUAUUGUAUUUGAUAGGAUCUUGAACUUGUCUAUUAUAAGUUGUCUUUAAUCUUGCUUCAAUUACGACACAGUUUAUUAAGAUUU